This is a messenger RNA of Paralichthys olivaceus (Japanese flounder), 2647 nucleotides long. It is a transcript of the gene sgo1, whose product is annotated as shugoshin 1. Gene Ontology annotation, biological process: meiotic chromosome segregation. Gene Ontology annotation, cellular component: nucleus; chromosome, centromeric region. The record is from RefSeq and is a predicted model, not a curated record. Lineage: Eukaryota; Metazoa; Chordata; Actinopteri; Pleuronectiformes; Paralichthyidae.
AAAUUUCCACCAAUCAGCACUCGCGGCUCAAAAUUCGAACGUUAACUCGUUGAGAGUCUGCUAGUGAUCAGAGAGAAAACUUAUCAUCCGCUGCCAUUUUGAACUAAAUAGCACAUUUGUCUUAUUCACGCAUCGAGCAGCUUGUCGAUACACACAUGCUGGUAAGUCGAUUUAUUUUAUAACGUCCUCCUGCGGCUACGGAAGAUAGAGCGUGCGUGUGGUUGACGUCAAGUAGCCUGCUAACCUAGCUAGCAGGUUAGCCGAGUCGUUUGUUUUGCUAAGGUUUGUGGUCACAAUGCUGCGCUGCUGAUUAGCCGGACAACCCACAAACGCUUGAAACCCGAUCGGAGGUCGUGAGCCAUGGUGAAAGAACGGGCCCAGAAGAAGUCCUUCCAGCAGAGUCUGGAGGACAUCAAGGACAAGAUGAAAGAGAAGAGGAACAAACGGCUGGCGAGUGCCACGGCUCCCAGCAGAGGACGACCCAGAAUCAUUCACAAAAGCAGCGGGGUCAUCUCCACACACAACAUCCUGAACGGUGUCCAGCAGAACAACAAGGCGCUGGCUGUAGCCCUGCAGUCUGAAAAGGAAAAAGUGAGACAGGCCAACGCAGUGAUCCUGCAGCUGAAACGAGAGCAACAGGCUCUGUUCCUUCACCUGCUCCUGCUCAAGAGGAAGCUCAAGGAGCAGGAAGCCCUGACAGCGAGCACCUCAGAGACAAAAGCUGCAAACAUCUCUGUUGAACCUCAGCACCACAGGAAUUCAGCAAGGAGAAAGCGGACCAACCAGAACCCUGAUGAGCCCGUUGUUUGCAAAGCCUCACCAAUAAGUGCAGAGCCUCAGACCUCUGGACAACGUGGAUGUGACAAGCAGGCUACUUUACCAUCCUCAGUGGGUGUACGCCGUCGGCACACUGACAGAAGAAACAACAGGAGGUCUGAGCGUGUGCAGGAACAGAGGUUGUUGAGUGGGGGUGACGCCGCAGCAUGCUUAGAGACUUUAAUAGCGAGUCCUAUUCAGGGUGAUGAAAAAAAUCCAAAUCAGCCACAGCUUGGUCCAGAAUCAGAACUUGCAGAUCUCAUUGACAAUGAAGAGUUUCAGCACUCUACCCCUGAACAAGUCCCGCCUAAAAAAAUCAACCACCAGCAGCCCAACAGGAAACAAGCCCAGCGAGAGCCGCGCACCAAACCAGAGGUGCCUGCACGGAAAGCUGAGAGAGGCCGCAGACCAGAGCGUGCUCAGUUAAAGAAACCAUGGGAGAAUCCCAAACCCAGAACCCGCUCCAAGAGUCGGGACCGUUCAGCCACGCGUUCCAGAGCAGCACCUCCAUCGCAGGGCAAUAAGCUCAACACAUCACUGGGAUUUAAUGACACGUUUGACUUCGACUGUGAAGAGACGGUACACGUCACACCGUUCAAGGCGAAGGCUGAGGACAGUCAACCGGCCACACCAAUCAGUGAAGAGGCUCCGCAAAGAGAACAGGCCCAGACUGAUGCACCACAUGUCACUUCCAGACUGAAUGAGUCGAGCUCGUCAUCACCAUCAUCUGAAUCUGAGGACAGCCUUUAUGUUCCUCAAAAAACCAGGGGGAGACAGACUUCACUGGGCAAGACCAAAGGGAUCACCACCCGUAGAGGCCGGCCCAGACAAAAGGAAAACAUCCCUCCAAAAAAAGAGAUCUCUGUCUUUAGAGAUGAGGAAUCAAGUCCUAAGACUGCAGAGCCUGAAGAGAAAGAAGGUCAUCUCCCUCACUGCCCUGAUUUGAGCUUCUCUAACAGCCCUAACCCUGAGGGGGUGGAACAGGAACAUCACCAAGAACCUCACAGUGAGAUGAUGGAGGAGGAUUGUUUGCUUCCUGUCAGCCCACUGGUUGAAGCUGAGAUGAUGAGAAUAGACAACGUCCUGUCCAACUUCAGAGAUUCCACCAGCGACACUCCUCUUUUACCACAUCAAACACCUCAGCGGAUCAAGGCGUGCAAGAAACGUGGGCUUGGUGUAAGGACAGCAGGGCGGGGCUUGAGUCUGUGUGAUAUGACCAAUAUGUCCCCUGCAGCCUAUCGCAAGUACCCCUCUGAUGGCAGAUGCUCCACUCCUGUCCCCACUCGCAAGCGGCGCUGCACCAUGGUGGUGGACUACAAGGAGCCCUCGCUGAAUGCGAAACUUCGGCGGGGAGACAAAUUCACAGACCUGCAGUUCCUCAGUUCUCCUAUAUUCAAGGAGAAGACUGACAGGGGGUCUGUGCAGAAAUCAAGGAACUCUGUGAGCGGCAAGCAGACGUUUGAGAAAUACAAUGAGUCAUUUGUCGGCUGUCGCUGAAAGCAGCGACCUUGUUUUCAAGUGUUUGCUGACAUUGUCAGAGUUUGGUUUUCAUUUGCAAGGUUGCAUCUUUCUGUGAUAUAUGCUAUAUAUAUAUAUGCGUAGGAUGCGUAUAUAUAUAUAUACGCAUAAUUUGACUGUGAGCAGGAGAAGAUUGUUUUCCCUUAACUUUUCAUGUUUCAUACUUUUACUUAAAUUCUCUCUUCUCUCCUCUACUUCCUCAUUUUCCGAAAAUCGGAUUUUAAAUAUGUUGUGCCAUCAUACCUAAAUGAGUAUGAGCUUUUCUGAAUAUGAGCACGUUAAUGUCUUUUAAUAAAUUUAAUCUAUCCCUCAU